UGCAUAAAAAAGAUUUUCUUGGUUAUUGUUCCCUGUAGGUCCACACCCUUUCACCCCAUUAUUCCUUUUCCAUGCCUUCUUCUCACGCCAAAACUCUUCAUAUAAACCCCACAAAAACACUCUUUCUAAAGCCCUCAUGCAUAGUGGCCCUUUCAGUCCCAUCAAAAUUCCCUCUUUUUCUCAUCACCCAAACAUUGCUCUCUCUUCCAUCAUGGGCUUCAUUUUCCUACUAUCAUUUCUCAAACAAUCAUAGUUCCCGAUGGAGAAAACAAAGCUUGUGAGAAUGGAAUUGGAAAGUAGGUUUCUUAUGGAAUUGAAGUUCGUUUCAUCCUUAUGUCUCCAUAAAUUUAUGAACCUUCUAUGUGAAGAAACCGCUUCCUUUCUCUCUGUGUUCUCUUCAGAUCCUCUGUUUUCAUGCAUUGUCACAUUCACCACCUUGGUUUUUCUCUAUCUGCCACACCUGUUUUUGAAUAUAGUUUUCUCGCCUGUGCUUAUUCUCACUGCGAUUCUCUUGCUCUCCAUUCUCCGCCUCGGUGCAAUUCAGAGGUCUCAACAUGAACACAAGGAAAACCAAGGGAAACCCGGAGAACCCAUCAACGAUGAAAAGAGGGGAAGCAAACGCAGAGAACAGAAACAGAGUUCGUGUCCCAUUGAACCAAAUGAAACAAAUCCUAUGGAACAAGUGCACCAGUGGUCAAAUUCAUCUGUUCAUUCAGAAACAGAGUUCAAUUACGAAAUGGGUUUCGAGUCAAGUUCGUGUUUUGUUGAAUGGAACGUGAAAGCGCCGUUGGAAGUUAUAUAUGAAGAGUAUGGUGAAGGUGAAGAAGCAGAGGAUGAUCCGAACGAGAAAGAAGAAAAUAGGAACAUGGGUAUUUUGAGGUACCCUUCGUUGUCACGUUACUACCCGGAAUCGGAUUCAGAUAGCUCGUCGGAGAGUGAGUUUCCUGCGAUAGGGGAUUGGGACUCGCCGGAGGAUGUUUGCUUCAGGUGGGACGAAGAAGAAGAAGGAGACAGAGAAGGGUUGAUUGAGAUAGCUCUUGAUGGUUGCAAGAUGAAAAGGGCCUUGGAGUUUCACUUCGAGGAAGAGAAUUUGAUUGAGAUUGAUAUUUCUCCGUCGAGGUACAGAGAACUUUCCGGCGAAGACGAGGCCUUUUCCGGUGAGAUCUGUUGAAACUAAUGUGAUAUUAAUUGAAGAUUAACGUAGUGGAUCGUUGUGCUUUUUGGAGUCGGUCAAAGGGGAGACCGGAGAAUAGAAAUAUGUGAUUUUUUUUAA
This is a messenger RNA of Abrus precatorius (Indian licorice), 1273 nucleotides long. RefSeq lists its product as uncharacterized. NCBI's taxonomy places the organism in Eukaryota, Viridiplantae, Streptophyta, Magnoliopsida, Fabales, Fabaceae. The record is from RefSeq and is a predicted model, not a curated record. The transcript has a single exon. Bases 260 to 1171 code for a protein of 303 amino acids.